Molecule: messenger RNA, 11433 nt
Organism: Gavialis gangeticus (Gharial)
Lineage: Eukaryota; Metazoa; Chordata; Crocodylia; Gavialidae
Gene: TTC28
Product: tetratricopeptide repeat domain 28
Exons: 22
Coding region: 230-7501 (2423 amino acids)
Molecular function (GO): protein binding
Source: RefSeq, a predicted model, not a curated record
UAAACAGUAAACUUUAAAAAUUGGGAAAAGGCUUUUAUUGUGUGCUCAUUUCAGAUUGCUAUAGUAGUGAUAGUUUAAUUUGUAUUGCACAAUUUAUACUGCUGUUAAAAUUUGAAUAUAAUUAAUAAAAAGUGAGUAACAGUCAGGCCCUGAGGUUAAUACCUUUUUCUGUCUACAGAUUCCUUUCUUUGGCUCAAAACCUUUUGGAGGAAGAAGCCCGGACAGCCCCAUGUUGAGCAAGGCUGAAUUUGUUGAGAAGGUUCGCCAGAGCAACCAGGCCUGUCACGAUGGCGACUUUCACACGGCUAUCAUGCUGUACAAUGAGGCCCUGGGAGUCGAUCCUCAGAACUGCAUCCUCUACAGUAACCGAUCUGCAGCAUACAUGAAAAUCCAGCAGUAUGACAAGGCACUCGAUGAUGCAAUCAAAGCACGACUUCUCAAUCCUAAAUGGCCCAAGGCAUACUUCCGACAGGGUGUUGCCCUUCAGUACCUUGGGCGCCAUGCAGAUGCACUGGCAGCUUUCGCGUCGGGGUUGGCUCAGGACCCCAAGAGCCUGCAGCUUCUGGUUGGGAUGGUGGAAGCCGCCAUGAAGUCUCCCAUGCGAGAGUCCCUCGAGCCGACGUACCAGCAGCUGCAGAAGAUGAAGCUGGACAAGAGCCCCUUUGUGGUGGUGUCCGUCAUUGGCCAGGAGCUCCUGACCGCAGGCCAUCACGGUGCCUCUGUGGUUGUGUUGGAAGCCGCCCUGAAGAUAGGCACCUGCAGCCUGAAGCUGAGGGGAUCGGUGUUUUCUGCGCUGAGCAGCGCUUACUGGUCUCUGGGGAAUACCGAGAAAAGCACCGGAUACAUGCAGCAGGACUUGGACGUAGCCAAGACUUUAGGUGACCAGACAGGAGAAUGCCGAGCUCACGGGAACCUGGGCUCCGCAUUCUUCUCCAAAGGAAACUACCGAGAGGCCCUCACUAACCACAGGCAUCAGCUGGUGCUCGCUAUGAAACUCAAGGACAGAGAGGCAGCAUCCUCGGCCCUGAGCAGCCUGGGCCACGUGUACACAGCCAUCGGCGACUACCCCAACGCGCUGGCCAGCCACAAGCAAUGCGUCCUGCUGGCCAAGCAGUCCAAGGACGAGCUCUCGGAGGCCCGGGAGCUGGGCAACAUGGGGGCAGUGUACAUCGCCAUGGGGGACUUUGAGAACGCCGUGCAGUGCCACGAGCAGCACCUCGGCAUCGCCAAGGCCAUGGGCAACCAGCGUGAGGAGGCGCGCGCCUACAGCAACCUGGGCAGCGCCUACCACUACCGGCGCAACUUCGACAAGGCCAUGUCCUACCACAACCACGUGCUGGAGCUGGCCCAGGAGCUGGCCGAGAAGGCCAUCGAGAUGCGCGCCUAUGCCGGGCUGGGCCACGCUGCCCGCUGCAUGCAGGACCUGGAGAGGGCCAAGCAGUACCACGAAGAGCAGCUGCGCAUUGCCGAGAGCCUGCAGGACCGAGCCGCCGAGGGCAGAGCCUCUUCCAACCUAGGGAUAAUCCACCAGAUGAAAGGCGACUACGACACUGCAUUGAAACUGCACAAGACCCAUCUGUCUAUCGCCCAGGAGCUGAACGACUACGCUGCCCAGGGCAGGGCCUACGGCAACAUGGGCAACGCCUACAACGCCUUGGGCAUGUACGACCAGGCGGUGAAGUACCACCGGCAGGAGCUGCAGAUCUCCAUGGAGGUGAACGACCGGGCCUCCCAGGCCUCCACGCACGGGAACCUGGCGGUGGCCUACCAAGCUCUGGGUGCCCACGACCGGGCCCUGCAGCACUACCAGAACCACCUCAACAUUGCCCGGGAGCUGCGGGACAUCCAGAGCGAGGCCCGGGCCCUCAGCAACCUGGGCAACUUCCACUGCUCGCGCGGGGAGUACGUGCAGGCUGCCCCCUACUACGAGCAGUACCUGCGCCUGUCCCCCGAGCUGCAGGACAUGGAGGGCGAGGGGAAGGUCUGCCACAACCUGGGCUAUGCCCACUACUGCCUGGGCAACUAUGAGGAGGCGGUGAAGUACUAUGAGCAGGACCUGGCCCUAGCCAAGGACCUGCACGACAAGCUGAGCCAAGCCAAGGCCUACUGCAACCUGGGCCUGGCCUUCAAGGCUCUGACGGACUUUGGCAGGGCCGAGGAGUGCCAGAAGUACCUGCUGUCCCUGGCCCAGUCCUUGAACAAUUCCCAGGCCAAAUUCCGCGCCCUGGGGAACCUGGGGGACAUUUUUGUCUGUAAAAAGGAUGUAAACGGUGCAAUAAAGUUCUACGAGCAGCAGCUGGGCUUGGCCCAUCACGUCAAGGACAAGAGGCUGGAGGCCAGCGCCUACGCAGCCCUGGGCUCUGCCUACCGCAUGAUACAGAAGUGCGACAAGGCUUUGGGCUACCACACGCAGGAGCUGGAGGUGUACCAGGAGCUGGGGGACAUGCCAGGCGAGUGCCGAGCCCACGGCCACCUCGCGGCCGUGUACAUGUCCCUGGGGAAGUACACCAUGGCGUUCAAGUGUUAUGAGGAGCAGUUGGAGCUCGGGCAGAAGCUGAAGGACCCCAGCAUCGAGGCCCAGGUCUACGGCAACAUGGGCAUCACCAAGAUGAACAUGAACGUCAUGGAGGAAGCCAUCGGCUACUUCGAGCAGCAGCUGGCCAUGCUGCAGCAGCUCAGCGGCAAUGAGGCGGUGCUGGACCGAGGCCGGGCCUACGGGAACCUGGGGGACUGCUAUGAGGCGCUGGGGGACUACGAAGAAGCCAUCAAGUAUUACGAGCAGUACUUGUCAGUAGCGCAGAGCCUGAAUCGCAUGCAGGACCAGGCCAAGGCCUACCGGGGCCUGGGGAACGGGCACAGGGCCAUGGGCAGCUUGCAGCAGGCGCUCGUGUGCUUCGAGAAGCGGCUGGUGGUGGCUCAUGAGCUGGGCGAAGCCUUCAACAAGGCGCAGGCCUACGGGGAGCUGGGGAGCCUGCACAGCCAGCUGGGGAACUACGAGCAGGCCAUCUCCUGCCUGGAGCGCCAGCUCAACAUUGCCCGGGAGAUGAAGGACCGGGCCCUGGAGAGCGACGCGGCCUGCGGCCUGGGGGGCGUCUACCAGCAGAUGGGCGAGUAUGACACGGCGCUGCAGUACCACCAGCUGGACCUGCAGAUCGCUGAGGAGACCAACAACCCCACGUGCCAGGGCCGGGCUUACGGGAACCUGGGGCUCACCUACGAGUCGCUGGGCACCUACGAGAGGGCCGUGGUCUACCAGGAGCAGCACCUCAGCAUCGCUGCCCAGAUGAACGACCUGGUGGCCAAGACGCUGUCCUACAGCAGCCUCGGGCGGACGCACCACGCCUUGCAGAACUACUCGCAGGCCGUCAUGUACCUGCAGGAAGGCCUGAGGCUGGCGGAGCAGCUGGGCCGCAGAGAGGACGAAGCCAAAAUCCGCCACGGCCUGGGCCUCUCCCUCUGGGCGAGCGGGAACCUGGAGGAGUCGCAGCACCAGCUCUACAGGGCAUCUGCACUGUUUGAGACCAUCCGGCACGAGGCGCAGCUGAGCACUGACUACAAGCUGUCGCUCUUUGACCUGCAGACGUCGUCCUACCAGGCCUUGCAACGGGUCCUUGUCAGCCUGGGCCACCACGAUGAAGCCUUGGCCGUGGCAGAGAGAGGGAGGACAAGGGCCUUCGCGGAUCUGCUGGUGGAGCGUCAGACGGGGCAGCAGGACUCCGACCCCUAUUCUCCAGUGACCAUCGAGCAGGUCCUGGAGACGGUGAAUGGGCAGAGGGGACUUGUUCUCUACUACUCGCUGGCUGCAGGCUACCUGUACAGCUGGCUGCUGGCCCCCGGGGCAGGGAUCCUGAAAUUCCACGAGUGCUACCUGGGGGACAGCGCGGCGGAGAGCGCCGGGGACUUCCACGAAGCCAGCAGCGUCAACCUCCAAGCAACCACCAGCUCUGGGCUGGAGAUGUACAUCUCCAGCGUGCGAGAGGCACUGGGCGUGGACUCCUACUACACCCGAGCCUGCGCCAGCAGUGAGACGGAGAGCGAGGCCGGGGACAUCAUGGACCAGCAGUUUGAGGAGAUGAACAACAAGCUGAACUCGGUGACGGACCCCACCGGCUUCCUGAGGAUGGUCAGCAGGAACAACCUCGUCAACAGGAGCUGUCAGAGCAUGACCAGCCUGUUCAGCAGCACCAUGUCGCCCAUGAAGGACGGGGCGUCCUCCCUGCCCCGGCGCCAGGCCCCUUUCAGCAAGCCUCCACUGCGGGCGCUCUACGACCUGCUCGUUGGGCCCAUGGAGGGGGGCCUGAUGCACUCCAGUGGCCCCGUUGGCCGGCACCGCCACCUGAUCCUCGUUCUCGAGGGAGAGCUCUACCUGAUCCCCUUCGCCCUCCUGAAGGGCAGCUCGUCCAACGAGUAUCUCUAUGAGCGCUUCAGCCUCAUCGCUGUCCCCUCCAUCCGGUCUCUGAACCCCAGCUCCAAGUCCCACCUGAGGAAGAACGCCCCUGCCUACUCCAGCUCCACCUCCAUGGCAGCCGUCAUCGGCAACCCCAAGCUGCCAGCCACCGUGAUGGACAGGUGGCUGUGGGGACCCAUGCCGUCCGCGGAAGAGGAGGCCUACAUGGUGUCAGAGCUGCUGGGCUGCCAGCCCCUGGUGGGCGCCGCAGCCACCAAGGAGCGGGUCAUGAGCGCGCUGUCGCAGGCAGAGUGCGUGCACUUCGCCACCCACGUCUCCUGGAAGCUGGCCGCCCUGGUGCUCACCCCCAAUGCCGACAGCAACCCGGCCAGCAGCAAGAGCUCUUUCGGCAACCCCUACACCAUCCCCGAGUCCCUCCGUGUGCAGGACGAUGCCAGCGACGUGGAGAGCAUCUCGGACUGCCCGCCCCUGCAGGAGUUCCUGCUCACGGCCGCCGACGUCCUGGACCUGCGGCUGCCCAUCAAGCUCGUGGUGCUCGGCUCCUACCAGGAGUCCAACAGCAAGGUCACAGCCGACGGGGUCAUCGGUCUGACCAGGGCCUUCCUGGCGGCCGGCGCACAGUGUGUCCUGGUGUCGCUCUGGCCCGUGCCCGUGGCUGCCUCCAAGAUGUUUGUGCAUGCCUUCUACUCCGCCCUGCUCAACGGCAUGAAGGCCAGCGCCGCCCUCGGCGAGGCCAUGAAGACCGUGCAGAGCAGCAAGCCCUUCUCCCACCCCUCCAACUGGGCAGGCUUCGUGCUCAUUGGGAGCGACGUGAAGCUGAACAGCCCAUCCUCGCUGAUCGGGCAGGCGCUGACGGAGAUCCUGCAGCACCCCGAGAGAGCCCGCGACGCGCUGCGUGUCCUGCUGCAUCUGGUGGAGAAGUCGCUGCAGCGAAUCCAGAACGGGCAGCACAACUCCAUGUACACCUCCCAGCAGAGCGUGGAGAACAAAGUGGGGGGCAUCCCGGGCUGGCAGGCGCUGCUCACAGCCGUGGGCUUUCGGCUGGACCCCCCUGCCAGUGGCCUCCCCGCUGCCGUGUUCUUCCCCACCACGGACCCUGGGGAGCGGCUGCAGCAGUGCAGCACCACCAUCCAGUCCCUCCUCGGUUUGCCUAACCCUGCACUUCAGGCACUUUGUAAGCUGAUCACUGCAUCGGAAACUGGAGAGCAGCUCAUCAACCGGGCUGUUAAAAAUAUGGUGGGAAUGCUGCAUCAGGUCCUGGUUCAGCUUCAAGCAGGAGAGAAGGAGCAGGACUUCUCCACGGCGCCCAUCCAGGUGUCCAUCAGCGUCCAGCUCUGGCGGCUCCCAGGCUGCCACGAGUUCCUGGCAGCUCUAGGGUUUGAUCUCUGUGAAGUCGGGCAGGAGGAAGUGAUACUGAAAACCGGGAAGCAAGCGAAUCGCAGGACCAUGCACUUUGCUCUCCAGUCCCUGCUGGCACUUUUUGAUUCUACUGAGCUUCCCAAACGCCUCAGCCUGGACAGCUCCUCCUCGCUGGAGUCCCUGGCCUCUGCCCAGUCGGUUUCCAACCCAGUGCCCCAGUACCAGAACCCUCCGUUCUCGCCAACGUGUCCGGACAGCUUGGCUUCAGACGCCAUUUCCGUGUACAGCCUGAGCUCGAUUGCUUCCUCCAUGAGCUUCGCGUCCAAGCCUGAGAGCGUGUCGGAAGGGGCCGGACACAGAGGACGCCAGGACUACGAACGGCCCAAGAACGUCUAUCCCCACCGGCCCCCGGGGCCACGGAGCCAGCUGUCUCCACAGACCAACCCCGCGGGCAGCAAGGACGAUGAGGAGUAUGAAGGGUUCUCUAUCAUCAGCACCGAGCCCCUGGCUGGCUACCCAGAUGAUGCAAAAGCGAGAUUUUCACCUGAUCACAAACAGUCCAAAGCCGGCCAGAUGGGAGAGGCAAAGGCCUCUGUCAGCACCCCAAACUCGCCCGUCAAAAUGACUCUUAUCCCCAGCCCAAACUCGCCGUUCCAGAAAGUGGGGAAGCUGGCCAGCUCGGACACGGGGGAGUCCGACCAGUCCAGCACCGAGACUGACAGCACUGUCAAGUCCCAGGAGGACAACAACCAGAAGCUCGACCCUCAGGAGCUGGCCCAGAAGAUCCUGGAGGAGACGCAGAGCCACCUCCUGGCAGUGGAGCGUCUGCAGAGGAGCGGCAGCCAGGCGAGCAAGAGCAGCAGCCCGGCCGACGGUGCCACGACGCCCACCAGCACCUCCGCCUUCCGAUCCUCCGAGACCAGCGCCUUCAGCCGGCCUGUGAGCUCCGGCAACAAGAGCCAGCCCUCUCCCGUGACAAUGAAACCAAAGCCUCCAACCAGGAGCUCGUCCCUGCAGAAGGUGAGCUCUGGCUACAACAGCCCCACCAUGUCGGAGACGUCCAACAAAGACGGCACCGGCCAGUCCAGCGGGCAGCCCUCUCCGAGUGCUGACUUGCACAGCUCCCUGAUCGAGCAGCCUCACUUCAAGCUCAAGUACCCCAGCUCUCCAUACAGUGGGCACAUCUCCAAGUCCCCCAGGAACAUCUCCCCAAGCUCAGGCCACCAGUCUCCCGUGGGCAGCACACCCUCCCCGGCGCUCUCGUACUCCUCCGCUGGCUCCGCUCGCUCCAGCCCCGCCGAUGCCCCCGACAUAGACAAGCUGAAAAUGGCAGCCAUCGAUGAGAAGGUACAGGCCAUCCACAACCUGAAGAUGUUCUGGCAGAGCUCGCCCCAGCACUCUCCUGGGCCCAUGAAGAUUUUUCGAGGGGCUCCGGGAACAAUGACUUCUAAGAAAGACGUUCUCAGCUUGCUAAACUUGUCUCCGCGGCACAGCAAGGAGGAGAGUGUGGACAAGCUGGAGCUGAAGGAUUUGUCUGUUCCCCGGCACCUUGCGUCCCCGCAAAAGAAUCCCCCCAACGGACACCGGCGCCCCGAGGCGACCCACGCAGGGGCUUCCUCUCCUCCUCCGCCUCCCAGCAGCACUCCGGGAACGGCACGCCCGCUGAGGCUGCCGUCGGGCAAUGGUUACAAAUUCUUGUCGCCAGGAAGGUUUUUUCCUUCCUCCAAGUGUUGAGAUGUCUUUUCCUACCGGUGGAUUCCACUUGCAAUGAUGUUAAAGGUUCUCAGUAAUCGCUUCCGCCCACUUGCCUUGAUCAAUGCAAAGCCACAGAGUUGUGCCUGAGGCGCCACGGUCACACCCGUGGUUUGCAGCGCACAGAGAUGAAACCUGCUGGCCCCAUGCUGUGCAGAGCACAAACGUGGCCUUCUGCUCAUGGGUCUCGGUUCCUCUUGUCGGUGCUUUGGCCAGAUGCAGCCGAUGCCAGGUUUUGUGCAGCGUUCAGUACUAACUCUCUGCAGCGGCAGGUCCAGGGGACCUGCCUGUUCACAACCCGAUAGCUUUCAAACCACCUACUGCAUUUGUUUCCUAGCCUGCACGGAGGCUGCACGGUUGGAUUGUUUGUACAGAGAUGGUGUGUGGCUGGGGACCUGGAGGGGCGGCGAGCAGUAGCAAAGCUUUCACUUCUGCCACAAGAAAAUCAUGCGCAGUUUCAGCCCAGAGAAGGACCGGCCCUUUCUCUGGUUUCGGGGGCUGAUGUGGGGGUGGGGGAGGGCUGUGAUAAUGGGGUACGGCUGGGUCCCAGCACUGCUACGUUAGCACUUCGACCCCAUGGCUGGGUUCCUUGGGCAGGACCCUGGCAGCAUUGUGAUGCUAUGCUGUGGGGAGGUGCGUUCCCUUCCACAUCCUGCUUUCCUGGUGACUUUUUUCCUGCUGCUUGGUCUGGUCCCAGAGGCACAUUUGGGCACCUAACAAGCAAAGCCCCAGCAUGAGUUGUGGGCACGUGAUAGAGAUGGGUGUUCAGUCCUGGUAAACGCUCUGAACUUGACUGCACCCGAUUUCCCUGGGGCCAGGCUUCAUCAUGGCAGGGAGCUCGUCUGCCUACAGGGGCUGGGAAUGGGAGGGUGGGGUAUGGUGAAGGGGAGAGGGUUACGCCCGGCACCUCCAUCCUGCAGGACCCUGACUGUGAGCCCCGUCCUGUUCAGGCACCCCCUCCCCAUGCUGGCCAACCCCUUCUACGCCCUUUCCCAUCACCCAGUCCACAUCCUCAUUUUGCUGCUGUGGAAAGUCUCUCAGUCCUUCCUUUCCAGACCAAGCAUCCCAGCAGACAAAGCAGGUACUUGUCGUGCUGUCAGAGAGCACCUGGGAGAGACCGUCCAGCCUGGCUGCAUGCUAGAACCUAUGGACCCCGUGUUUGCUGAGCUGCAGGUCCUGGGAGCAGCGAGGGGCGGGAGGCUCUGCGGAGAGCAAGGCAGCAGGCCGGGCACCCGGGUGGUUUUGGGGUCAAGGUGGAAGACAUGUUUUAUGCAAGCCAAGCUACACAAUGCAAGCACCGAAGUGAACACGAGGAAGCCUGAGUGUUUAGGUCAUGCACCGUCACGAGACCUGGCCAUGCGGCACCCCAGAUCAGAGCACAGCCCUGCACAGGCCCGGCAUAGGGUCAUGGGACUCUCAGAGGUUCGUGUCACUGUGUGACCCUGGGCUGACUCAUCUCUCUGUGCCUCCGCUUCCCCAGCCACCUCAAUGGGGACAGUGAUUCCUACCUACCGACCUACCUCACAGGGGUGUUGUAGAAACCGGGUGGCCCUGGGCUUCGUUGUAUCACAGCGCAGGUGCCCAUGUUGCACCUACCUACUUGAGUGAGGGCAGCCAGCUCGCUGGGCACAGCUCUAGAUGCUGAUAGCCCCUCCAGCUGCAGGUUUGGAGGCUGCUUUGAAGUUCUGGGCCCUAGGAUGUGUGUUGCUUUUUGAAAUCCCUGAGGACAGGUGUGAGAGCAAGACACUGGAUUCAGUUCUCACACCUCGAUGCCCCUGAGAGAAGCUCAGUGCAUCAGUGAUGUAUGUAGCAAGUGCUGGCCCUGCUUUAGCGUGAAGAUCCCCUGGUCCAAGGAGGAACGUUUCCCUUAUCGCAGCUGCAGCAGAUGUGGUGCGAGCACUACAGGUGUGGUGUGUUCCUACAGACAGCUAACAGGGAAGUGUGAACAGGAAACUUGCAAUGCCCAGGACCGAAAGGAGAUAAAUCAGUGGUUUUUAACCCUGGGGGUCCAUAGACUGUGUCUAAAGACUUAGCAAAAGAUGACUGUGAUCAAUUAGCAGCAUGUGUGCACCCAAACUUACAAUCCACAGGGGUCCUCACCUCGGUUUGAAAUUUCCGAAGGAGUCCACAAAUGCAAAAAGGUUGAAAGCCACUGAGCUAAAUAGUCCAGGGGGGUAGGAGGCAGGGUUGAAGGACAGACCUCACCCUAUGACUUUUAAUUUCAUUAGCAAAUGUUAAAAAGGGUAGUUACAGAAUUCACUGGCACGUGCUACAGAACGCAGCAACACAGCAAGGCCAGUCCCAUGCCCUUUCCUCAUACAGAUUACGUGGCUGGGCAUUGCAGCUUCCCAGGGAUGGCUGGGGGCAGGUAGCCAUGGGCCAGGACAGCGACUAGGACUUCUGGGGCAGUGGGGAUGCUGUUACUGAUGCAAACUGGUGCGGUCACAAGGCCACCGAGAGGCCCCAUGCCACUCGCUCCAGUUCCAAGAGACAUCCUCAUUUCACCCUAGGGCAGGGGGAGGAGAGCUGGGCCAGCUUUUUGUUUCCAGGCGCAGUGCUCUGUGGCACGCUGGAAGUGCCCCCAUGUGCUGUGUAUUUCAGUAGUCAGAGACCCACCAUCUGUGGGAAGCUGCUGUGUUGGCACAGCCCAUUUCCACGUGGCUGAAGGCCACCGGGCACCUGAACUGCUCAGGAAGCGUGAAUCAGGUAACAUGCAUUAAGCACGGGAAGCGAUGGGGAGGCAGAGACGAGGGGGGUUCAGCUUGGAGGGAAGCAGUGUCCCAUACACAGGGAGGGCCAGCACAGCCAGAACAGGGAUGGUGGGAGCUGCGCUUCCAUUGAUACAGCCCACAAACACCUGGUUUUGAUGCCUACUCGGGCCCGCAGACACCUCGCAAACCCCGGUGCCUCGCUCCCCUGCCCCCCAGAUCGGAAGCAACCCCUUUGUGAGGAAAAUGCGCAUCGGGCAGGUUUGCCCUUUGCUUGGAGGCUUUCAGGACGUCGAAGAUAACCUGUUCUCGUUUUGAUAGUAGACUCCCUUUUGUGGAAUUUACAUGCGUUUGUCGUCGUUGUAUUUGUGCAUGGUACCAGUGACAACACUGCUAGUACAGUGAGCAAUAAGAAGUAGGUGUACUCCACUUUCACAAUAAACUUCCCACGUGCAGAAGCCCCAAGGCAAUAGGAAGUAUUUUAGUUUGGUUUAACCCCAUCUGUUUGACUGUGCAAGCCACUACUUACAGAUAGUUUGUUGACUGUCUUUAGCUUAAAUAAAUGGGAACAGCCAAAAAAUGCAACUGACCCAAAUCCAGUUUUAUUCUGGUUUCGUUGGCUAGCCUGAGCUGGCCAGGUGCUGGUCUUCCUCCUCAUAAUCGAUGUAAGCACGGAAGCAAAAAGCGUUGAGGGGUGAAUGUGGCAAAGGGGAAGCUACAGCUGCACACGCUGCCCCUGGGUUGCAGUAGGGUUUCAUGAACACCCCUCGUUCGGGUGGAUGGGGGGUCCCAGUGUAAGCGCAAGCUGGUGCUGAGCAGCGUCAGUAGAUGGGGGCUCUUUGCGACGCUUCUGCUCGGCCGUGUUGUCCAGACAGGCUGCUCCCGUGCGCUGUGAACGGGCCCUUGCGCUGCAGAGAGCCUCUGGAAGGACUUUGAUGAGGGAAACUCCAGGAGGACUGCUCCGCUCUGCCGCCUUCCCCUGCAGCAGCUCCUGCGCACUCACUCUUCUUGUAUGCAGUGUUAGCCAUGUUUGGCCUAUACGGACUUUUUUUGUAAAUUAAAACUCUGUUUCCAGACAGCAUUAAACUUUUUAUAUUAUGAAAUUUACCAUGUAAAAAGAAUUUCAUAUUUUUAUUGAAAUUGCUAAGGCAUUUGGCCUUCCUUCUUUGUGAUUUCUGUGUCUAUUAAAGCAUGAGUUCUCUCAGU